This is a messenger RNA of Lampris incognitus (smalleye Pacific opah), 2520 nucleotides long. It is a transcript of the gene dgat1b, whose product is annotated as diacylglycerol O-acyltransferase 1b. Lineage: Eukaryota; Metazoa; Chordata; Actinopteri; Lampriformes; Lampridae. Gene Ontology annotation, cellular component: endoplasmic reticulum membrane. The record is from RefSeq and is a predicted model, not a curated record. The transcript has 17 exons. Gene Ontology annotation, molecular function: diacylglycerol O-acyltransferase activity. Gene Ontology annotation, biological process: triglyceride biosynthetic process. Bases 138 to 1634 code for a protein of 498 amino acids.
CGGAAGGUUUGUGUGUCUCGCUUCCCUUCCGGUUUCGCCGAGGACCGACGACUCCUGCGGUAGAGCCACACACGGCGACCCGUAAUGCGCCGUCAAAGGUAAACUUGCGUCGGUCGUUUAAGUUUCCGUCGGUCAACAUGGGCGACGCGGACGGGCCGGCGACUCGCCGGAGGAGAGCGACCUUCUCGGCGGGGAGAGGGGCGCGUCCGCAGCCGAUGAACGGAGGGUCCGCCGCCGCCGCCUGGGCGGCGGAGGACGCCGAGAAGAAACACUGCGAGCCGGAUCCGGUCCAGAGCAAAACGAGGAGCGAGAAAAGAAAACGGAGGAACGACCCCGCCGAUAGACUUUGUUGUCAUGAGCUACGGGAGUCCUUGUUGAGCUCAGCCAGUGGUUACAGUAAUUACCGAGGAAUCCUAAACUGGUGUGUGGUCAUGCUGGUGCUGAGCAACGCUCGCCUCUUCUUAGAAAACUUGUUAAGGUAUGGCGUUCUAGUGGACCCCAUCCAGGUGACAUCCUUGUUCUUAAAGGACCCCUAUAGAUGGCCGGCGGCAUGCCUGAUAAUUGUGUCCAAUGUAUUCCUGCUGGUGGCGCUCUAUACAGAAAGACAGCUGUCAAAGGGAUCAUUCAGUGAGCGCGUGGGGCUGCUGGUUCACAUCAUCAACCUGUCAAUCAUUCUCAGCUUCCCUGCUGCUGUGGUCUUACUGGUCCCCUACAUAACUCCCGUUGGAGGUGCGUCUGUUCUGGUUACCUACACUAUUGUCUUUCUGAAGCUGUACUCCUACAAGGACGUCAACAGGUGGUGUCGGGAGCUCAGCACCAUUAAGGCCAAAAGACUGGCUAGAUCACUGUCAUGUCCCGCGCCGCAGCACCCCAACGGAGGAGGCCAAAAGGUGUGUUAUCCCGGCAAUCUCACCCUCAAAGAUCUGUACUACUUCGUGUUCGCGCCAACUCUCUGCUACGAGCUCAACUUCCCCCGCUCUCCCAGGAUUCGCAUGAGCUUCCUGCUGAGGAGGCUGUUUGAAAUGCUUUUCUUUGUCCAGCUGUUGGUCGGUCUCACCCAGCAGUGGAUGAUUCCAAUCAUUCAGAGCUCUAUGAAGCCACUGGAGGACAUGGAUUUAUCCAGGAUGAUCGAGAGACUUCUGCGAUUAGCUGUUCCUAACCACUUGUUGUGGCUGAUGUCUUUCUAUUGGUUCUUCCACUCGUCUAUGAACUUCACCGCUGAGCUGCUGCAGUUUGGAGACAGACAAUUCUACAAGGACUGGUGGAACUCUGAGACGGUGACGUAUUUCUGGCAGAACUGGAACAUCCCCGUUCACAAGUGGUGCCUCCGCCACUUCUACAAGCCGCUGCUGAGGAGGGGCUUCGGUAAGAUGGCCAGCCAGUCGGCCGUCUUCUUCCUGUCUGCCUUCUUCCAUGAGUACCUGGUGAGCGUUCCUCUGAGGAUGUUCAGACUGUGGGCCUUCAUGGGCAUGAUGGCUCAGCUCCCGCUGGCCUGGUUCGUCGGCCGCUUUCUGCGCGGUAACUACGGCAACGCGGCGGUUUGGAUGUCGCUCAUCAUCGGUCAACCUUUUGCUGUGCUAAUGUACGUCCACGACUACUACGUCAUGCACUACAGACAGGAGACGGGAGACUGACGUCGACACGCACGCACACACACACACACACACACACACACACACACACACACACACACACACAGACACACACACACACACACACACACAGCAGUAGCAUUCCAGGCAGCAUUCUGACACUCCUCCGUAUUAUUCCUGUACUGUGUUCAUUCCUACAUAUAUUUAACAGGGGGGAUGGGGGUCAUUUUGUAAGUGUCGUGUGUGAUGUGUUUGAAUCCGCAUGGCUGUUGUCAGGUAUGUGAUCCUCGGUCAUCGUGCUGUAUGAGUAUGAAUUGUGUCAGUGAUUUUUUUUUUUUGUCAACACAAAAGAUAAAUGAGGUGUAAUAACAUUUUAUUCAGGUGGGCCUGAUUGAGACAAGUAAGUUUUUAGCAGAAGGCAAACUCCAUUUUUCAUGGGCUGCCCCACCACCCCACCCCACCCCACCCCCAAGUUUGCCUAGUUUUCCAGUCGAGUAAUUUUACAUAAUCCAAUAUUUUUUUUCUUGAUGGCCAAAUUGAGCCUGUAUGUUUUCUUGUUUUUCUGCAAUAUUUCCCACCGAGAGAUCGACCCGUUGUCAGGGUGAUGGCUGCACGCUGGCUCCAAGUCACUGCAUCCGUGGUUGGCUCUCACCCAGCACAGAAUACAUCUGGAUAAAUGCUUUUUGGCCAAACUGUUUGAUUAAUGGGAACAUUAUUGCACAAGUCCUGAUUUUGGGCGAGAAUCCUUUUAAUUGCUUUUUUAUUUUAGUAGUGGCUAUUUAGGUUUAGGGCCCCAUGAUGGCCUGGCGGCCUGUCUAGGGUGUCUCCCCGCCUGCCGCCCAGUGACUGCUGGGAUAGGCUCCAGCAUCCCCGCGACCCUGAUAGCAGGAUAAGCGGUUUGGAUCAUGGAUGAAUGGGUGGGUGGGUG